Molecule: messenger RNA, 1029 nt
Organism: Stylonychia lemnae
Lineage: Eukaryota; Ciliophora; Spirotrichea; Sporadotrichida; Oxytrichidae
Source: the annotation of a GenBank genome assembly
AUGGACAAUUCAAAAAGAAAUGAUGAUGUAAAGAUGGAAGAGAACUUUCUGUCUUAGUAAAGCAACUUUAAUAAGAACUGUAAUGGACCAACACUAUCUUCACAAACAAACAAAUUGCUGAACAAGUUUGCCUUUGGAGCAAUAAAUAGUCAGCAGCAAAUCAAGCCAUCUACAUCAUUAAAGUAGAAUUAAGGCAAUAAUAACCUUUUGAAUGACUCUGAAGAAAUAAACAUCAGGCUGGAUGAGGAUCUAGAUCCCCUUGAAGACUAUACCAAUCCAAACGGACUCAGAAACUCUCAAAUUCCCUAGAUCAAAGAGACCAUGCCGCUCGGUGGUCAUAAACCUUUAACUGUAUCUGAUAUGGUGGCUCAAAAUAGACUCUGCAGCACUCCUUCAUAGACCAAGAGGAUAAUUCCUGGAACACCAAUGGCUCCUUCUAAAAAUACCAUAGACUCGCCUAAUAAAAGUGAACUCUCAUGCUUCAUUAAUAGUAAUAAGCCUUCCCCUUUUAAGAGUGUGCCUGGGACAGUCACAAAGGAAAGCUAAAUAGGUGCAAGUGCUUAGAAUAAAGAUGGGUAGUCUUAAAAUGAAAACAUUUCCAACAUAAACAAGAUGCUCAGAAACUAUGAGAGAUAGCUGAAUGAGAAGUGGAAGAAAGCUUUAAAGUAUUUGAAUAUCAAUGAAAACUUGUACCCAAACAAGAAGGAUGAGAUUGAAACAUACUACCCAUUUAAUACUUACACUAUAGCUAAGGUCAAUUAAGGCUUGUUUGCUUCUUCAAGGAUUGAGAGAAUUGUGCUGGAGAUUGCCAAUAUUGAGAUCAUUCAAUCAGCCUACCAUACUAAAUUCAAGGACUUGAAAGGCGAUGAAAUUUAUGGUACUUUUCAUUCAGAUUGCAAAGAUACGAUUAAAGUUGAGAAGAUGAGAAAAGGCUCCAUAAUCGUUCUUAAAGAUGUUGCUUCAUUUAGCAUUGUCCAAGGCAGAUACUAUUUCAUAAUGAUAAGCUCUUGCAUGGAAAAGAUAUUCUGA